AUGAAUAUCGAAAUCGCCAAUCAACAAUCGACGCUCUCGAUCGAUGAGGAUCGAAUACGCCGGGUCGCGGCCGCGAUCUUGGCGGACGCGGGGUAUGGCGAGGGAGAACUGAGCGUCGCGGUGGUUGACGAUCCCACGAUUCAUGAGCUGAACGUCCGCCACUUGCAGCACGACUACCCGACCGACGUGCUGAGCUUCGCGCUGCUGGACGAGCCGCCGCGACUCGAAGGCGAGGUGAUCGUCAGCGCCGACACGGCGGUCGAGAACGCGGCGGAGUACGGCUGGCCCGCGGAGGACGAGUUGCUGCUGUACGUCAUCCACGGGACCCUCCAUCUGGCGGGCCACCGCGACAAGGCCGACGACGAGGUCGCCGCGAUGCGGGCCGCCGAGCGCCGGUACUUGCGUCUGGCGGACGUCGAGCCGCCCGCGCUCGCUCCCUCGGAGUUGGCGGCGGAGGGGACGCAGCCACAGUGA
Molecule: messenger RNA, 474 nt
Organism: Symbiodinium sp. CCMP2456
Lineage: Eukaryota; Dinophyceae; Suessiales; Symbiodiniaceae
Source: the annotation of a GenBank genome assembly